Molecule: messenger RNA, 1098 nt
Organism: Oppiella nova
Lineage: Eukaryota; Metazoa; Arthropoda; Arachnida; Sarcoptiformes; Oppiidae
Source: the annotation of a GenBank genome assembly
AUAUUGCUAUUUGUAUUCAUUGAAUACAGUGUUUGUGUUGAUGUGAACACAACAUCGGGUGUAGUGAGAGGUCUGACAGUGAAUGCAUUGAACACAAGUGUCGACCAGUUUUUGAACAUUCCUUACGCCGAACCCCCGGUCGGGAGCCUUAGGUUUGCUAAACCCGUACCCCUUAAAGAGCCCAUAAAAGAGAUUAUAGACGGAACGGAAACCGGGAACUCAUGUUAUCAAUUAUUACCAGAUAUUGUCAAACAAUUUAUCGGCAAUUUAACGCUAAGUGAAGACUGUUUGGUACUAAACGUAUGGACACCUCAUAUUAGGAGUAAUACCUCAUCAAAAGACUCACCACUAAAACCAGUGAUGUUUUGGAUUCAUGGCGGGGCCCUCGCUCUCGGGUCAUCAUUUCAGUGGCAAUACAACGGCAGUGCACUGGCAGCUCAUGAUGUGGUGGUUGUGUCCAUGAACUAUAGAUUAGAUAAGUUUGGGUUCCUAUACGGCGGCGAUGAGACCGCUCCCGGAAAUUUAGGAUUUUAUGACCAGUUAUUAGCACUCAAAUGGGUGAGAGAAAACAUUCACAAAUUUGGUGGGGAUAGGGAUCAGAUCACUAUAUUUGGUCAGAGCGCCGGCGGUUGGUCCGUAUCGGCCCAGUUAUUCUCUCCCUUAUCGAAAGGCCUGUUUAAGAGGGCUAUUAUGGAAAGUGGUGCCCAUAUGUUCAAUAAGGACAGGGAUGUUAAGACUAAAAGUGAAGCCUUCGCUGAGGCUAAACAAAUGGCAAAACAUUUGAAUUGUAGUGAAAAUGAAUGGUUAGAGUGUUUGCGGAAAGUGGACGCAGAGGACUUGAAUAAAGUCCAAUUGGGUAUGACUGUGGCCACACUAGACACGGAAUACCUCCCGGUGUCGGCACUUAAAGCGUUUCAAACACAAAAAUUUAACAAGGAUCUGGACCUAAUGGCAGGUGUGGCCGCACACGAGGGCUCAAGUCUUUUAUAUAGUAUGCUUCAGGAGAUACCCCACAACCUCACAGAAUCCAAAUUCAAACAAAUGGUUCAGGUGAUCCAGACCAAGUCAAAUGGGCCGCGUAUGACAUGUUCGGUGAUU